CGUUGCGCAGGUUCAAAAAUGGAACGUCGGCGGCGUGAGGGAGCGCGAGGGGGUGUGCGCGCGUGCGCGUGCGCGUGCGCGCCCGGGCGAGGGUGACGGGGACCCCGCCGGCCCGAGCAUCGCGCGCCGCAGCCGCGGCCCCGCAGCUCCGCCCCCGGCUCGGCCCGGCCCGGCCCCGGGCCCGCUCGCCCGCCGCCCCGCAUGGAGCUGUCAGCCAUCGGCGAGCAGGUGUUCGCCGUGGAGAGCAUCCGGAAGAAGCGCGUGCGGAAGGGUAAAGUCGAAUAUCUGGUGAAGUGGAAAGGAUGGCCCCCAAAGUACAGCACGUGGGAGCCAGAAGAGCACAUCCUGGACCCCCGCCUGGUCAUGGCCUACGAGGAGAAGGAGGAGAGAGACCGAGCGUCGGGGUAUAGGAAGAGAGGUCCGAAACCCAAGCGGCUUCUGCUGCAGCGGCUGUACAGCAUGGACCUGCGGAGCUCCCACAAGGCCAAGGGCAAGGAGAAGCUCUGCUUCUCCCUGGCGCGCCCACUCGGCAGCGGGAGCCCCGAGGGGGUGGUCAAGGCGGGGGCGCCUGAGCUGGCGGACAAGGGCCCCUUGGUGCCCACCCUGCCCUUCCCGCUCCGCAAGCCGCGCAAGGCCCACAAGUACCUGCGGCUCUCACGCAAGAAGUUCCCGCCCCGCGGGCCCAACCUGGAGAGCCACAGCCAUCGACGGGAGCUCUUCCUGCAGGAGUCGCCGGCCCCGGACGUCCUGCAGGCGACCGGCGAGUGGGAGCCUGCUGAGCAGCCCCCCGAAGAGGAGGCAGAUGCAGACCUGGCUGAGGGGCCCCCUCCCUGGACACCCACGCUCCCCCCAAGUGAAGUGACAGUGACCGAUAUCACCGCCAACUCCAUCACCGUCACCUUCCGCGAGGCCCAGGCAGCUGAGGGCUUCUUCCGAGACCGCAGCGGGAAGUUCUGAGUCACCAUUUUUACUCUUCUUAAACUGUUUUCUUUAGGGCUUGGGGUGGGGACUUCCAGAGAUGGGGAGGGGUUGGGGUGGGGUAAUUAUUUUAUUUAAAAAAAUAUGGAACAGGAGAUAUGGUGGGGAGACCCAACACCCUCCCACCCC
This is a messenger RNA of Ceratotherium simum simum (southern white rhinoceros), 1107 nucleotides long. RefSeq names its product chromobox 7 (gene CBX7). NCBI's taxonomy places the organism in Eukaryota, Metazoa, Chordata, Mammalia, Perissodactyla, Rhinocerotidae. Gene Ontology annotation, biological process: negative regulation of transcription by RNA polymerase II. Gene Ontology annotation, cellular component: PRC1 complex. The record is from RefSeq and is a predicted model, not a curated record.